AUGUACAAAUUUAUUACCCUCGCUGCUCUCUUCGCCAUCGCCACCGCCGCUCCUGGCUUCAUCGCACAACCGGUUGUAGCCAAAGUCGGCACCGUUGUACACAGUGCUCCAACUGCCGUCUCCCACCAGAGCAUCACUCAAGUGCACAGCAAUACUCAUUUCGUGACACCUGUUGUGAAGACCGUGGCUCCAGUGGUUCCAGUAGUCAAAACUAUUGCCCCUGUUGUCCCAGUGCUGAAGACCUAUUCCGCCCCUAUUGUGCAUGCGGCUCCAGUUGUACCUGUUGUGAAGACUUACUCCGCACCAGUCGUACACCACGUUCCAGUUGUGAAAUCUGUCGUUGCUCCAGUCGUGCCGGUAGUUCAUGCUGCUCCAGUUGCUCACUUUGUUCGUCAUUAA
Molecule: messenger RNA, 399 nt
Organism: Rhagoletis pomonella (apple maggot)
Lineage: Eukaryota; Metazoa; Arthropoda; Insecta; Diptera; Tephritidae
Product: cuticle protein 16.5-like
Exons: 2
Coding region: 1-399 (132 amino acids)
Source: RefSeq, a predicted model, not a curated record